GCAGGGCAGGCUAAUCCCGGGCUGCUCGUGCAGCACUGGGAGACCAGCAGGUGGAGGCUCCCGUGGAGUUUGCGCCCGUGAAGCCUUCAGGCGGCCCUAGAUCAUGGCUAAGAAAACAGUGCUUGCGUUCUUGGUGUUGGGACUAGCACUGUUCUGGGGACAUCGGACUUCUUUUCAAAGGCGAUUCAAUGUUUUCCGUGAAGUAAGCCCAGUGGAACUUCCUAACUGUCAUUUAGUUAAAGGAAUUGGAUAUGGCUCCGAAGAUUUGGAGAUAAUGCCCAACGGACUGGCUUUCAUUAGCUCUGGAUUGAAAUAUCCUGGUGUAAAGUGCUUUGAGCCUGAUAAGCCUGGAAAAAUGUAUCUAAUGGACCUGAAUGAAGACGAUCCACCAGUGUGGGAACUGGACAUUAUUGGGAGUCAAUUUGAUUCAGCCUCAUUUAACCCUCAUGGGAUUAGUACAUUCAUAGAUGAAGAUCAUGUCGUGUACCUGAUGGUGGUGAACCAUCCACAGUUCAAGACCACAGUGGAGUUGUUUCAGUUCCAAGAAAAAGAGAAAUCACUUUUGUAUCUGAAAACUAUCAAACACAAGCUUCUGCCCAGUGUGAAUGACAUUAUCGCUGUGGGACCUGAACACUUUUAUGCUACCAAUGAUCACUAUUUUGCUGACACCUACAUCAAAUCCUGGGAGUUGCAUCUGGGGUUAGCAUGGUCCUUCAUUGUUUAUUAUAGUCCCAAUGACGUUCGAGUGGUGGCAGAAGGAUUUGAUUUUGCCAAUGGAAUCAACAUCUCACCUGAUGGCAAGUAUGUCUAUGUGGCUGAACUGAUGGCUCAUAAGAUUCAUGUGUAUGAAAAGCAUGCUAAUUGGACUUUAACUCUAUUGAAGUCCCUUGAAUUUAACACUCUCGUGGACAAUAUAUCUGUGGAUCGGAAGACGGGAGAUCUCUGGGUUGGCUGUCACCCCAAUGGCAUGAAAAUCUUCUUCUACGAUGAGCAGAAUCCUCCUGCAUCAGAGACUGCCUCAAGGAAGAGUGAUGUCAUUUUAUUAACAAGAGCCUUGGAGAAGCCAAGGUGCACCUGUAAGGAAUUGCUCACGUUAAUGUUACAAUUUCCCAAGACAGCUAUUUUGGAGAGGUCAUUUUCAAUGUUCCCACUGAUCUCCUCCAUCACAGACUGGCAUUUUCACUCUGCUAUGUUCGGUGUUGUUUUGAUGUGAUUCGAAUCCAGGACAUCUUAUCUGAAGAACCCAUAGUAACUGUUGUUUACUCAGAAAAUGGUACUGUGCUACAGGGCAGUACGGUGGCUGAUGUGUACAAAGGGAAAAUGCUGGUUGGCACUGUGUUCCACAAAACACUCUACUGUGAGCUCUGACAGGCUGACUGGCACCCAGGCUGCGGAAGCUGGGAGUGCGUAGUUGCAAAUGACUGCCGGUUUCACAACCAACCCCAGCGCCCUCGGCAGAACAGAGGAGGAGGAGUCUGUACUUGACCUUGGGAGGCAUGCAAGUGCAUUGUAACUGGGAACAACGAUGGGGAGUAGGAUAUUUUUAAAAGUGUCCUAUCAAAUCACUCAUGGAAUACUGUUUCCAAUAAAGCCCCCUUUGUGUAAAAGGGUAAAUUUGUCCUAUCACUCUUGACUCCCAAAUAGUCUGUCAUCCAAAAAAGCAUACUUU
Molecule: messenger RNA, 1669 nt
Organism: Ochotona curzoniae (black-lipped pika)
Lineage: Eukaryota; Metazoa; Chordata; Mammalia; Lagomorpha; Ochotonidae
Gene: PON1
Product: paraoxonase 1
Exons: 10
Coding region: 104-1213 (369 amino acids)
Cellular component (GO): extracellular region
Molecular function (GO): arylesterase activity; aryldialkylphosphatase activity
Source: RefSeq, a predicted model, not a curated record